AAUCAAUCUCUCUCUCUCUGUCUUUCUCUCUCCCUCCCUCCCUCCCUCCCUCCCUCCCGCGCUCUCUCAAGGCGGCCACGGACACCAACAAGAAGAGUAGUACAACUAUGACUCAGUUGUGCUGUGUUGACAUUUAGCUUCAGUUUUCUGCAAAUACAAUUCAACCCCAGUUUCUUCUAGUUUUCCUUCUAAACCCCUCCAUUAAACACAUCUCUCUUUCUCUCCCUCGAUUUUCGUGUUCCAUUUCAACUUUUGUUAAAGCCCACUAUCUCUCUCUCAUUCCAAGAACUCUCUCCCAGCUGGAGAAAGGACCAAAAAAGCAGCUUAAUUUAAGCACUUUGAGAUCUGGGAUUUGUGAGUUUUGCUUACAUUUUCAAUCUUUUUUGUGCUAGCUCUGAAGUUUCUUUGAGCCUCAGCUCCAAGCAGAGAAUUUGGGUUCCGGGUUUUAACCUUUGAAACAUUUCAAGUUAAAAAAUGGGGAGCAAAUGGAGGAAAGCAAAGCUUGCACUGGGGCUGAAUCUGUGUUUAUAUCUUCCCAAAACACUAGAGGAUUCAUCUCCCUCCUUUGUGGACUCAGCUGAGAGGUUGUCUGAUGCUGCCCUGCUUUCACCUGCCAAUUGGGCCGAUGGCUCCUCCAGGCCUACCACUCCAACUCCAUCCUCCAAUGGUUUGAAGCUCUCCAGAAAUGGAAGCAAAUCCUCAAAGCAAACGUGCUCGAUAUGCUUAACCAAAAUGAAACAAGGAGGUGGCCAUGCUCUUUUCACCGCUGAAUGUUCACAUUCUUUUCAUUUUCACUGCAUCACAUCAAACGUGAAACAUGGCAACCAAAUUUGCCCAGUUUGUAGGGCAAAGUGGAAAGAAAUCCCAGAGCAGGGUCCUAGUUUGGAUCCUCCCCCUGGAAGGGCAGCUAUUGGUCCGGUAGGUUGGCCCCAAAAUGAUGCUUUGAUGACUGUGGUUCGCCGACUUCCUCCUUCUCGAAGAGACUUGAGCCGACCACACAUCAUGCCACUUUACCAGGCUCAUGAGCCAGCUGUAUUUAAUGAUGAUGAAUCCUUAGACCAACCUGUGUUUGCUGAGAGAAGCUCGUGCGAUAAAAAUGGUGCAGAUGACAAUUUGGUUAGGAUGAUAGAGAUCAAAACAUUCCCAGAGGUUUCAGCUGUUUCAAAAUCCAAUUCUUGCGGCAAUUUUACAGUUUUGAUCCAUCUGAAAGCGGCUACUUCAAUUACAAGACAAAAUCCUAGCAGAAAUCAGUCCACUUUGCCGCCUCAGUUUUCUCAGAAUCAUCGUGCUCCAGUAGACCUAGUCACAGUGCUUGACACCAGCGGUAGCAUGGCAGGAACCAAGCUUGCAUUGCUGAAAAGGGCUAUGGGGUUCGUAAUACAGAAUCUUGGCUCCAAUGACAGACUCUCGGUUAUUGCAUUCUCUUCAACAGCACGUCGCCUCUUUCCCCUCCGCCGGAUGACUGACACUGGACGCCAGCAGGCAUUGCAAGCUGUUAACUCUCUGGUCGCAAAUGGUGGGACCAACAUUGCCGAGGGCCUAAGGAAGGGUGGCAAGGUAUUGGAAGAUCGAAGGGGAAAGAAUCCUGUUGCCAGUAUAAUACUGUUGUCAGAUGGGCAGGACACUUAUACCAUCAGUGGCUCUGGGCCUAACCAAUCUCAGCCAAAUUAUAAGUUGCUCCUCCCUUUGUCUAUUCAUGGCGGUGACAAUACAGGCUUCCAGAUUCCAGUGCAUGCAUUUGGAUUUGGUGGAGAUCAUGAUGCAUCAUCGAUGCACUCAAUUUCAGAGAUAUCUGGGGGAACAUUUUCUUUCAUUGAGACAGAAGCUGUCAUCCAGGAUGCAUUUGCACAAUGCAUUGGAGGGCUUUUGAGUGUUGUGGUGCAAGAGCUGCAGGUGGCAGUUGAGUGUGUGAACACAAGUCUCCGCCUCGGUUCACUAAAAGCAGGAAGCUACCCAAGUCGUGUGAUGGCUGAUGGACUGAAAGGGGUAAUUGAUGUUGGAGGUAUGUACGCUGAUGAAGAGAGGGAUUUUCUGGUUUCAGUAAAUGUCCCAACAGAGUCUUGUAGCAAUGUAACAUCAUUGAUAAAGGUGAAAUGCAUUUACAAGGAUCCCUUAAAUAAAGAAAUGGCGACAAUAGAGAGUGAAGAAGUUAGAAUCGAGAGACCUGAUGUAGUUGGGCAAGCAGUAGUGUCAAUAGAAGUGGACAGGCAACGUAAUAGGCUCCAGGCGGCCGAGGCAAUGGCUCAAGCACGAGCUGCAGCUGAGCUGGGAGACUUAGCUGGUGCAGUUUCAACCCUUGAAAUUUGUCGAAGGGUAUUGUCAGACACCGUGUCAGCAAAAUCCCAAGACCAUCUGUGUGUAGCAUUGGAUGCUGAGCUCAAGGAAAUGCAAGAGAGGAUGGCAAGCAGACAUGUGUACGAGGCAUCUGGCAGAGCAUACAUCCUUUCAGGAUUAAGCUCACACUCAUGGCAACGAGCGACAGCUAGAGGUGACUCUACUGAUGGUUCGAGUCUUGUUCAGGCUUAUCAAACCCCAUCAAUGGUCGAGAUGCUUACUAGAUCUCAAGCUACAUUGUUGGGUAGUCCAUCAGCCCAGCGGCUAGUCCGACCAACCAAAGCCGAGGUAAUCAUAUAGGGUUGCUGUGUGCUCAUCCUUUGUUAUUCAUUUUUUAUUGGGGAGAGGGAGAUAAAUUAAAGAGAUAAGGAGAGGUUUUUUUGGAUGUGGUUUGGCCUCCUGCCUUGUAUAUGUAAAUCAAUAAAAGCCGAAAAAAGAGAAUGAGAUGUUGAAAAAAGGUAUAAUUGGGAAGGAAAGAAGAAAAUGAAGAGUAGGGUUUAAGGGUUUAUAACAUUAUGUAUUUCUUGUUGUGUUUUUAUUGGGUGGUGUACAAAAUGAAAAACGGUUUUAUUAUCUAUGAGAGAAAUGGGGUACAAAAAGUAUGUAAUUGUCAAAAUGGUAUUGUAAUUUACCCUGCUCUCAAUUCAUUUGACAAAGUUUUGUUCAAUUCAUGA
Messenger RNA from Malus domestica (apple), 3008 nucleotides. Its product is annotated as E3 ubiquitin-protein ligase WAV3-like. The record is from RefSeq and is a predicted model, not a curated record. NCBI's taxonomy places the organism in Eukaryota, Viridiplantae, Streptophyta, Magnoliopsida, Rosales, Rosaceae.